Messenger RNA from Erpetoichthys calabaricus (reedfish), 1587 nucleotides. RefSeq lists its product as uncharacterized. The record is from RefSeq and is a predicted model, not a curated record. The coding region runs from base 65 to 994 and encodes 309 amino acids. The transcript is spliced from 4 exons. NCBI's taxonomy places the organism in Eukaryota, Metazoa, Chordata, Cladistia, Polypteriformes, Polypteridae.
GGUGUUUUCUGCGUUACAUCGGCUGGAGCUUCUUUGAUAAACCAGCCUUCACAUUUUUCCUAGUAUGUAUGUACUCGGUACUGUCCUUGCAUCUUUAAUAACAUUUCUCUUUCUGAAAUGGAUGAAGAAAAGAAAAUUUUGCGUGGAUCCCAAACGGCUCGAUGGAAAGACCGUGCUAAUUACGGGAGGAAACUCUGGAAUUGGUAAAGAGACUGCUGUUGCUUUGGCCAGGCGCGGAGCCCGGGUGAUUAUUGCCUGCAGAGAUGCACAGAAAGCAGAUGCAGCUGUGCGGGAAAUCAAGAGUGAGAGUCACAGUCUCAACGUGCUCAGUAUGCCUCUGGACCUGGCCAAUUUACAGUCUGUCCGGGACUUCUGUCGAACUUUCCUUCAGAUAGAGAAGCGACUUGAUAUACUGAUCAAUAACGCUGGUAUACAGGGUGUACUGGAUUGGACGGAUGAUGGGUUUAGUAUGUGCUUUGGUGUCAAUCAUUUGGGUCACUUUCUACUUACUAACCUCUUGCUUGGUCGUUUAAAAGAAUGUGCCCCAUGCCGUGUGAUUACCCUCAGUUCUACUGUAUAUAAGUACCAGAAGCUGGACUUUAAAGAUUUGAACUACAAUAUCGUGCCUUUCUUCACCUACUGCCGCAGUAAAUUGGCAAAUAUCUACUUCACUCAGGAGCUAGCAAGACUUAUGGAAGGAAAAGGAGUCGUGGCCUACUGUGUACAUCCAGGGUAUGUCCAUAGCAAUUGGACCUCCAACUUCUCCAUUCUUUUUCGCAUAAUCAUGCAUGUCAUCAUGUUGAUGUUUUUUGUGUCCCCUGAAGUUGGUGCACAAACGGUUGUCCACUGUGCAGUCAGUGGCGAGGUGCUACAGCAUAAUGGCGGCUUCUUCUCAGACUGUCAACUUGCUAAACUGCGUCCUUUUGCUGAAGAUGCAGGUGUAGCUAAGAAGCUUUGGGAAGUGAGUGAACAAAUGGUGAAAUUAAAAUCUUAGAGUAUGGCUUAUGUGCUUUCAGAGUGAUGGUCUUAUAGUGGUUAAUUUAUUAAGAUGGCAUGAUCAGUAAAAGUAAUUGUAUUGGUUUUAUCUUAAAGCUCAAAACACAUUUUAUUUUUGUGAUGUGGUGUCACUUGUAUUACAAGUUUCUAUUUGUGAAUCAUGAGUACAAAGAAGGGACAGUUUGAAUGGUUUAAUUCAGCCAGUCUCAUUUCUAUACUUGAAUACCAUGACUGGAUUUACUUGGCAUUCUUACAGAUCACCUGAAUGAUGGCUGAUUUGCGAAGACUCUCAGAGACUGACAUGAUAUUUAGAAUAAGGUUGGGGGUUGCCGAAAGCUUUUUAAAGAAUCUCUGAUGGGGUUAUAUUUUUCUGAGAAGGAGCUCAAAGUUGUCUUAUUGAACAAAAUAAUGUUUUAAAAGAAACAAAUCCAUUGGGUGAGCCACUGUGCCAGGUAGACCUGGUUCAAGACCUGGGAAGGCCCAGAUUACUUCCAGAGUUGUUUUUCUGUUCACGUUGUACUUUUAUCUUUUUACUUUGUUCAUCCCUCUUUAUGUGGUGUAUUUAUUUAAUAAAGGAAAUACUUUUGUAUA